UGACGGUUCAACUAUGGCUUCCCCCUCGCAGUGAUGGAGGCUCGUUGGUAACAACAACACGAACCUCAGGCUUUCCCCACCGCGUGUUGUUCCGCUGACACUGGCUGGAGCCACGAUGCAGAAGAUCAAGUCUCUCAUGGCCCGGCAGGGCCUGAAGAGCCCCCAGGAGAGCAUGGCUGACCUCAGUCCUGUGGAGAACCUGAGGAUCCCCAGCAAGGAGGAGCUGCGGGAGAUGAGGGAACAGUCCAUCGACCCCCAGGCGGAGCAGGAGAUCAUCAACAGCGUUGAGGAGGUCUACUUCUCCAACGACUCCUUCGACAUGGUGCAGCACGAACUGGAGAAGCUCCCACCUGAGCUGAACCUGCAGGAGCUGGAGGAGCAUCGAGACAAGCUGAAGAGACAACAGGCAGCAGUUUCUAAAAAGGUCGCAGAUCUCAUUCUGGAGAAACAGCCCUCUUAUGUCAAGGAGCUGGAGAGAGUUACCGCCUUACAGUCCAACCUGCAGAUGGCAGCAGUCAUUUGCACUAACGCAAGGAGACAACUGAGCGUGUCGAAGGAAGGAUUCACAGAGGCCAGCCUGGGUCUACUUGCCAAUCAGAGACGACGACAACUGCUGACAGGCUUGCUCAAGUCUCUGAGGACCAUCAAGACACUGCAAAGAACAGAUGUAAGACUCAGCGAGAUGCUUGAGGAGGAAGACUACCCAGGUGCAAUCCAGCUCUGUCUGGAAUGUCAGAAAGCUGCCAGCACCUUUAAACACUACAGCUGCAUCAGCGAAUUGAAUUCCAAACUACAAGACACCCUGGAGCAAAUAGAGGAGCAGCUUGAUGUCGCCCUGUCGAAGACGUGUAAGCACUUUGAUGUUUCGCACUACACCAAGGUCCAGCUGGCCUACACGCUCCUGGGCAAGACACAGACCGCUAUGGACCAGCUGCACAUGCACUUCACCCAGGCCAUCCACAACACCGUGUUCCAAGUGGUGCUGGGAUACGUGGAGCUGUGUGCUGGCAACGCUGACACCAAGUUCCAGAAGAUGCAAUACAAGGACCUGUGCACGCACAUCACCACGGACAGCUACAUCCCCUGCCUGACGGACCUGUGCAAGGCAUUGUGGGAGGUGAUGCUGAGCUACCACCGCACCAUGCAGUGGCACGAGGAGCAAGACAAGCAGGAGGCCACGCCAGCUCCAGAUGGAGCAGCAGCAGCAAAGUCUGAUGAGCUGGUUGUGGACCGCAGCUACGUGAAGAAGAAACUGGAGCACGGUCUGACACGGAUCUGGCAGGAUGUCCAGUUGAAAGUGAAGGCCUACAUCCUGGGCACGGACAUGUCUAAUUUCAAAUAUGAUGAUUUCAUAGUGGUACUGGACGUCAUCAGCAAGUUGAUGCAGGUGGGCGAGGAGUUCUGCGGCAGCAAGUCCGAGGUCCUGCAGGAGUCAAUCAAACGCCAGAGCGUCAACUACUUCAAGAACUAUCACAGGGCACGACUGGAAGAACUAAGGAUGUUUCUGGAGAAUGAGACGUGGGAACUUUGUCCUGUCAAGUCUAACUUCAACAUCGCCCAGCUCCAUGAGUUUAAGUUCAUGGGCCAGUGUCGCUCUCCGUCCGUCUCCCCGAGCAAACAGGCCACGUCCUCGAGCACAGCGGCCCACGAGGAGCUGUCACUCUUCCAGCAGUACCUCCAGGAGGGGAACCCGUUCGAGAUGCACAUCGAGGAAAAAGAGGAGGAGACAGAGGAUGUGCUGGCAUCCAACGGAUAUGAGUCAGACGAGCUGGAGAAGAAUGUUUAUCAGGAUUACGACAGCGACAGCGAUGUCGCCGAGGAGCUCAAGCAGGACUUCGUGGACGAGCAGACGGGAGACGCCCCUCUCAAGAGCGUGUCCCGAGAGACCAUAAGAAGCAAGAGGAAGUCAGACUACAACCUUAAUAAGACCAAUGCACCAAUCCUCACCAACACCACCCUCAACGUCAUCCGACUCGUGGGGAAGUACAUGCAGAUGAUGAACAUUCUGAAGCCGAUCGCCUUCGACGUCAUCCACUGUGUGUCACAGCUCUUCGACUACUACCUGUACGCCGUAUACACCUUCUUUGGACGCAAUGACAUGCCCAUCCCAAGCCCUUCUUUGCCAACUCACAGUGGCAGAGAGUCGGGUGCUGCCAGGGUGGUGGGCCCCGCUUGCUUGUAUGAGUCAUCGGGCCUGGGCCUUAUCAGCAGCAGACUGAGAACCACACUGAACCGGAUCCAGGAGAACCUCAUUGACAUGGAGGCGCUAGGGGAGAAUGCAGGCGUCCACGGCCCAGCGGAAGACAGGAAGGAGAAGGUGCCCAGCCCUCAUCUCAGCCAGCUGGUGGUCCUCACCAACAGUGGGACUCUGUAUGGGCUCGCACAGAGGGUGGUGGCCACUGAGUCUCUCGUGUUUCUGGCUGAACAGUUCGAGUCCCUCCAGUCCCACCUGGACACCAUGAUGCCUGCAGCCAAGAAGCCUUUCCUGCAACAGUUUUAUUCCCAGACGGUUUCUACAGCCAGUGAACUCAGGAAACCGAUCUACUGGAUCGUGGCAGCCAAGGCCAUCGACUACGAACAAAUGCUGCUCCUGAUGUCUGGAGUGAAAUGGGACAUCAGGGAGAUAAUGUCACAGCACAACGUUUAUGUGGACGUCCUCUUAAAGGAGUUUGAGGAGUUCAACAAGCGGCUGGGUGAUGUUUCCAGACACGUGCGCAUCCCGCUGCCUGUGUCCAACGUCCUCUGGGAGCACUGCAUCCGCCUGGCCAACAGGACUCUUGUGGAGGGCUACGCUAACGUGAAGAAAUGCAGCAACGAGGGCCGCGCGCUAAUGCAACUGGACUUCCAGCAGUUCCUCAUGAAGCUGGAGAAGCUGACCGAUCUGAGACCCAUCCCCGACAAAGAGUUUGUGGAGACCUACAUCAAGGCUUAUUACCUGACGGAGAACGACAUGGAGCAGUUCAUCAAGAAUCACAGGGAGUACUCCAUGAAGCAGCUCGCCAACUUGGUCAACGUUUGCCUGGGCUCACACAUAAACAAGAAGGCUCGUCAGAAACUCCUGGCAGCCAUCGACGACAUCGACCGACCCAAGAGAUAGACCGAGCCGACCCGAAACCUAUCAACCGACGACCCGCAGAGAUGGAACAAAGGAACUCCCACAGUGUCGAAUGUCUCCUGUUUUUGUACAAAACAUGAUGUUGGGUGCGUUCGAUGAGUAGCCGAGCUACAGUUCGUAGCUCAAAAGUUAGCCAGAUGCUAACGAUCAGUCUUUAUAUCGUUUAAAACACAACCAGCCACUUGUUCAACGCACCUCAAGACACAAUAAACAGUCAUACUAAAAGUGUUGAACACACUCAAAGCAUGCUGCAGUUACUCACGUACCACAACGCAUGCUCUCACCAGUUCAUUUAUCAAACAAUGCUGCUUCUGAACCUUUCCUGCGAUUAUGGUCUGUAAACAUUACCUUUUAUUCCUCUUCGGUGACCGGGAGCAACAGAUCCUGAGUUUGUUUUUUCAGACAAACAUCCACAAACAAUGGACCCAACGCUGUAAAUGUGAAGUGUGCCGUGAACAUGUGGCCGUUCAUAUAUGGCGCUCCACCUGUUUCUCACCAAGUGUGCUCAGUUUGCUGACUCGGCUCCGACGUCGAGAUUAAAGAAAACAACCAGUGAAUAUUUACGAGUCACUGAAUUUUAUCGUCACGUUGCUAAUGCUUUGCAAGAACAUUUUAAUGGUUCCACCGCUCUACUGUCUGAAUGUGUUCUCUGCUGGAGAUCCAGUAAAUCUGGCUCCUUGUUCACUUAAAUCAUUCAUUUAAGUUAUUCCAGCCCAUGUGUUUCUUUGUUUUAUUUGUUUAAAUCUAAUAUAAUGAUGAUUCUGAAAAUAAUAUAAAUUUCUGUUGUUAGCGUUAACAUAGUCAAGAGAUUAAAAUCAGCUGCACUUGUUUGCGAUCUGUCAAAUCUGGGGAGGACAUGAUUUUAUCGUCCUGGGGUGAGUUUUUGAAAGUCUUUGCAGAGGUUCUUAUCCUCGACUCGAGUCUUCAGCCUUCCUGCUUAACAGUGAAACUGUAUUUUUCAUUCUUGUCGGGUGCAGCAGUCAGACUUAGAUUAUGAGUUAGUGGUUAAAUUGUGUCAACUACCAGAGCUUCCCUCCAGGCUUUUUAAUGUCCCCUCCAGUCUUCCCCAGUAGGUUGACCUGACCAGACCUCGCCAACGGGGGCAGGUCCAUUUAUGUCAAACAGGAAGAAAAAAGAAGAAGAAUAGAAAUGAAGUUCCAGCUUUUGAUACAGCUUCAUAUAUAUAUAUUUUGUGUGCACCUAUUCCAAGAUGAAUAUUGUAAAUGUGAAUGAACGAUGUCUGUAUUUAUUUCUUGCCCUGUGUCUCGUUUAUGUUUUUAUAUGAUCACUUCUGGAAGAGCGCCGUCAUUCAUCGCCUCUGAUUAUCUUCUAACUUAUCAAGUGAAGCAAAUGCUACUAUCUAAACAUUGUCAGAAUUACAUUUAAGGGUCAACGUGCGCUAUAGUGGAAAUCUGUAAUCGGUGUUAGGGUUAAAGUUGUGGAUGAUUCCAACAUAAUAAACACGCUAACGAUGAAAA
Messenger RNA from Platichthys flesus (European flounder), 4593 nucleotides. RefSeq names its product VPS50 EARP/GARPII complex subunit (gene vps50). Gene Ontology annotation, biological process: retrograde transport, endosome to Golgi; endocytic recycling. Bases 116 to 3097 code for a protein of 993 amino acids. NCBI's taxonomy places the organism in Eukaryota, Metazoa, Chordata, Actinopteri, Pleuronectiformes, Pleuronectidae. The transcript is spliced from 29 exons. Gene Ontology annotation, molecular function: SNARE binding. The record is from RefSeq and is a predicted model, not a curated record. Gene Ontology annotation, cellular component: EARP complex.